UUGAGUGAGUAGCGUUGGAGAAUCCGAAGGGGCAAGCAAAGUAUCGUUUCAUUGUUCUGUUCGUUCGUGACUUGAACACGCAAAACCUCAUUCGUUAUUCUCGUCUUGUGUUUCUGCACUCUCUCUCUCUCUCUCUCUCUUUCUGUCACACCACAUUGCUUCACACUCCAGCAGCAGCAGCAGCAGCCGCCAUGGCUUCACCCAAUUUGGAAGAUGUUGCCUCCGUCGAUCUCAUGACCGAACUCCUCCGUCGCAUGAAGUGCGCCCCCAAGCCUGACAAGCGUGUCAUUCUCAUUGGUCCACCUGGAUCAGGAAAAGGAACCCAGUCACCAAUUAUAAAGGAUGAGUACUGCUUGUGUCACUUAGCAACUGGUGAUAUGUUAAGAGCUGCUGUGGCAGCUAAAACCCCUCUUGGUGUUAAGGCUAAAGAAGCUAUGGAUCAGGGACAACUUGUUUCUGACGACUUAGUUGUUGGCAUUAUAGAUGAAGCAAUGAAAAAACCAUCAUGUCAGAAAGGUUUCAUUCUUGAUGGUUUUCCAAGAACUGUGGUCCAAGCGCAGAAGCUUGAUGAGAUGCUUGAAAAGCAGGGAGUUAAAGUUGACAAGGUUCUCAAUUUUGCUAUUGAUGAUGCAAUCCUCGAGGAGCGGAUUACUGGCCGCUGGAUACACCCACCCAGUGGCAGAAGCUACCAUACAAAAUUUGCACCUCCCAAGUUUCCUGGGGUUGAUGAUGUUACUGGUGAACCUCUUAUUCAGCGCAAGGAUGACACUGCAGCCGUUCUUAAGUCACGACUGGAGGCAUUCCACAAGCAAACUGAACCGGUUAUUGAUUACUAUUCAAAGAAGCACAUUGUUGCUAAUCUUCAUGCUGAGAAACCUCCCAAAGAGGUGACAGCUGAAGUGGAGAAGGUGCUGUCUUCGUAGAAUUCUUCUUGGCCCUGCCCGUCCAGAUUGAACUGCAAGUCUGCGACAAUUGUUUUGCCAUUUAAAACCUAGUUUGCUGGCAUGUAUUUUAAUGUAUACACUGAGUUCUGCUAAUCUUCUAAGUUUUAAUUUUUUGCUCAGAAAUGGAAAUGCCGGGGCAUUUGAAGAGUUACAUUGAUAGAAUAAAAUUUCAAUGGAAUGUAGAUGUUACUUUUGGAUUGUA
Lotus japonicus is the source of this 1146-nucleotide messenger RNA. RefSeq names its product adenylate kinase 4-like. NCBI's taxonomy places the organism in Eukaryota, Viridiplantae, Streptophyta, Magnoliopsida, Fabales, Fabaceae. Gene Ontology annotation, cellular component: mitochondrion; cytoplasm. Bases 192 to 923 code for a protein of 243 amino acids. Gene Ontology annotation, molecular function: AMP kinase activity; ATP binding. Gene Ontology annotation, biological process: nucleobase-containing compound metabolic process. The transcript is spliced from 6 exons. The record is from RefSeq and is a predicted model, not a curated record.